GUUGCGGUUUAGCAAGCACACGAGCUUCCCUCGAUCAUUUUUUCCGAAUUUGUACUUAGGCGAAGCGUCGACGCAGUACGUCCAUCUCCUCUUAACUGCACUAAAAACAACAUUUGUUCCAAUUUCUUGUCCGGGUGAACUCGUCUCGGUGCUCACUCGACGCUUGUCGCGUGAGUUUAGCUUAGCUUAUCUUAGCCUAGCUUAGCUGGUUAGCCGCUAACAAAGAAGCGAGAGGCCCUUUGGCUCAGCGGACAUCACGUGUCGGGGGUCAUCGCGCGAGAAUGCGCGAGAAUGUGCGCAAGAACGACGGCAAAGUGCAAGGGGGAACUUUGUGGGGGCAAAGAGGAGAACGAGCGACAACAAAUCGGGUCCCACGCAGCAGAUGUCUGUGAAGAUCUUCGUCCUGAGCAGCAGGCGCCAGAGUCCCUCCACAUCAAAGAGGAAGAGGAGACACUACAGCCUCCUUCCAUUAAAGAAGAGGUGCUGGAGCCCCAUCACAUUAAAGACGAAGAGCAGGAGGACGAAAUCACCAAGUUUCCAUUGACUGGUGUCCUUCUAAAGCGUGAAGAUGAUGAUGAAGACCACCACAGAGGAAGCCAAUCGGACAACCUCUUGGCUCCACUCUCAGAUAGUGACAACAUAACGUCACACUCUUCUGACGAAGAUGAUGAUGAUGAUGAUAAUGGUGAUGAUUAUGAUGAUGAACAACACUCGAAAGAUGAUAUAUGCGACACUGACAACAAAUUCAUCCAGUGUUCUCACUGUGACAAAACAUUUGACAAAAAAUCAUUGUUGAAAGCACAUACAAGAACGCAUACUGGAGAGAAACCUUAUGUUUGCUCAGUUUGCGGUCAAAGAUUCUCUCGAAAAAUACAUUUGACAAAUCACACAAGAACACACACUGGAGAUAAACCAUUUACCUGCGCAGCUUGUGGUCAAAGAUUUUCUAUUAAGGCAAAUCUGAUCAGGCACACAAGAACACAUGAUGGAGAGAAACCUUUUACUUGCUCAAUUUGUGGUCGACGAUUUACUCAGAAUGGAGAUUUAAGAAUACAUGCAAGAACACACACUGAUGAGAAACCAUUUUCCUGCUCAAUUUGUGGUAAAAGAUUCACUGUGAAGAAAAAUUUAACAAGACACACAAGAACACACACUGGUGAGAAACCUUUUGCUUGCUCAGUUUGUGGGAAAAUGUUUAACAGAAAGACAAAUUUAACAACGCACACAAGAACGCACGCUGGAGAGAAACCAUUCAGUUGCAGUGUAUGUGAAAAAAAAUUCUUUCGAAAGUAUCAGCUGAAGAAACACAAGUGCGCUAGUGAGAAGAGCAGCUGUCAAUAAAGUUCCAAAAUAAACCGGAGAACCUGAGGCUACGUUGGGAAUCGUCGACUCAUUGCCGACUUCUGAAUCACAGGGAUAUUUCUAUAGUGGACUAUAUUGUAGGUAAUUCGGAGAAAUUCUAGAAGCAAAACUAUUGAGAGAUUGAAAGUUAAUGCUCAUCUGUAAGAAUGAGGAACUAUGUGGAAAAAGAUAUGAAGCCUAAAAUAAGCAAAUGUGAAGUAAAUGGGGUGACACAGUACAGUGCUGUGGAAAAAAAGCAUUUGCCCCGUUCUCAAAUUCUUUUUAUUUUUGAUUUUUUUUUUGGAUAGUUUGCCCACUUUAAUAUUUAAGAUCAAAUAUUUUUUUUUUUAACAAAAACUACUCAUUCCCAAUUAUUUAGGGCCGAAUUCUAAAUAAUUAAACAAUGAUUGAUUCAAAUAGACAAAACAACGUCAAAAGUGUAUUCAGUUUCGUUUAUAUUCAACCAACCAAUUACGCAAUGAGAGAUGAAUACAAAAUAAAUAAAAUGAAGAAAAUAUAUUUAAUGAACCUAAAUAAAAUGAAGAAAAUAUAUUUAAUGAACCUAUCUCAGGACAAUUGGCUACAUGAACAAAUAUGUGUGAGUCUUGAUAUUGUCAAUGCUCGGCGGGGCACAUUAUUACGUGUGUUCAUUGCCAUUGACGGCUUCAGAAGUCAAACAUCCAUGUUAACUGGGGAGGCUGGCAGUGAAUGAGUUCAAUAAAGUGUCGGGUACUUUCCAAACCCCUGAAUUGGACGGCUCCCGGUCUGAGUAGCAGAAUGCAUCACGAUUUAAUAAAACAUAAAAUACGGGUUCAUCGAAAUGAUUUCCCCUUUUUUCUCGCCGCGACGUGGGCGAGCAGGUGAAUAUUGGCUUGAUUGGGUUGGCAAGAGUGGACACGAGUGACAGAUUUGCAUGACGCUGUGAUAUAAAAGCUGCGGGCAAGAGAAAAAUUGUCUGAGCGUCAUACGUUUAAUUAUGCCACUCGCUUCAUCGGUUCUCUUUAACUGUCACAGAACUGGGCCGCACGUGGCCAGGGAUGCGACGCAACUCAUCUGUCGCAUAGUGACCAAUGACCCCGUGCACCACACAGCUUCCCUUCGCUCUCCCGGUGGCUGUAAAAGUGAAGGCGGUUGGGGCGCUACUUCCAUCUUUAGAAUCUGGAAUCCGGUUUCAUGAACGCGGCGUCAACACGUGAGGACAAAAAGACCGCCUGGGCUGGACCGGGUUCUGCGCCGGCCGCGGAGCCAGCUGCUCUGCGGCAUCAGCGAUCUGUUGGAGGGUGCCGUUGAUGGACGUAAGCAGCGGGAGAACGUCGCUCUGGAGGCUCCGGAGGUGGGUAUUGAGUGUGCCGAGCUCCUGCUCCAGCAUCUCAAACCCACCUCGCUGGAGAUCCAGGAACGGAGCGUUCACCCGCCGCCAGUUCCCCCGCCGUCUAACUCGUCUUCGGCCGGCCGGCCGCCGGUCGGUUACAUCCCCGCUGCCGUCCGCCGUCACCUCGCCGCUUCCGCCGACCCCCGCGUCGUCUUCAUUCUGCUCGGCCCCCGGAACUCGGGACACUGCGGAGGGAGCUGACACAUUGCACAAUGACAUACGCUGAACAAAAACAGAAACACAACACUUUGGUUUUUGCUCCCGUUUUUCGACAACCUGAUCAACUAACUACGCGGAGGAGAUGUGUUGCGCUGCGUGAGGCAAAUUGUGGUCACGCCAGAUACUGACUGGUUUUCUGACCCCCACAAUAAAGCACAACUGCACGUUUCAGAGUGGCCUUUUAUUGUGGCCAGCCUAAGGCACACCUGUGCAAUAAUCAUGCCGCCACACCUGUGAGGUGGGAUGGAUUAUAUCGACAAAGGAGAAAUGCUCACUAACACAGAUUUAGACUCGAUUUGUGAACAAUAUUUGAGGCAAAUUGCCUUUUGUGUAUGUAGAAACAAUUUUUGAUCUUGAAGUCCAGCUUGCGGAAAAUGGGAGCAAAGACAAAAGUGUUGCAUUUCGAUUUUUGUUCAGUGUAGUUGGUGGAAACACCUGCCGACUUUAUCAGCGCGCUAUUUAUGAUGUGCUAAUAGUCUUUUCACUUUCUACGUGUGGUAUGAGGUCAUCACCAGGUGACUCUAUUGAAGAAGGUCCCCGCCCACAUUGUCCAGGUCCCCGCCCACAACUCAGCGAUGAGGCGGGCUCGACACGGUUUUGGUCAUUUUCGUCAUCUGCACCACUUGCGCACUGACUGAGGAGUAUCUGCACCAUUUGCACAAUCGACAUUGUCCCAGAUGAUCGCGCUCCUCGUCACUUUAAACCGCCUGCACUCCUUGACGUCUCGGCGCCCUUUGCACAAUGUUCAUUGCACCGGACUAUUGCAAUAUUAUUAUCAUUUGAACUGCAUGUUUUUGCCCAAUUUGUCCAAAAAAUAAAUAAUUUGUACCGGCAUUACCAGAUCACUGUGUUUUUUUUGCCAAUGUCUUUCUGUCAACAAAGUGUUCUCUGUCAAUUGACUCUGUCUUUCUAAUGUGUGAAAAGCAAAAGGUUUCU
Phycodurus eques (leafy seadragon) is the source of this 3868-nucleotide messenger RNA. RefSeq names its product gastrula zinc finger protein XlCGF17.1-like. The record is from RefSeq and is a predicted model, not a curated record. Gene Ontology annotation, biological process: regulation of transcription by RNA polymerase II. NCBI's taxonomy places the organism in Eukaryota, Metazoa, Chordata, Actinopteri, Syngnathiformes, Syngnathidae. The transcript is spliced from 3 exons. Gene Ontology annotation, molecular function: DNA-binding transcription factor activity; RNA polymerase II cis-regulatory region sequence-specific DNA binding. The coding region runs from base 292 to 1341 and encodes 349 amino acids.